Messenger RNA from Triplophysa dalaica, 2095 nucleotides. It is a transcript of the gene trim16, whose product is annotated as tripartite motif containing 16. Gene Ontology annotation, molecular function: zinc ion binding; protein binding. Bases 59 to 1810 code for a protein of 583 amino acids. The record is from RefSeq and is a predicted model, not a curated record. Lineage: Eukaryota; Metazoa; Chordata; Actinopteri; Cypriniformes; Nemacheilidae. The transcript is spliced from 6 exons.
AGCUUUGGGCUUGGCCUUAACUAAGUCAAAGCUCAAGACAGAUAGACGGUAAGCAGUCAUGGGAGACCAGGAGCUGGUUGAAGAUCUGCCCGCGAGCAGCUUGCGCUCAGACAACCUCAAAGAGAAUAACUCUGAGGAGCGUACAGACAAUGUGACACCCACAGAGAAGGAGAAGACUCAAGAGAAUGGAACUCCACUGAUCGAAACGGAGGUAGAGACAGAGAUCCAGUCAGAUGGAGACAAAGACGGUUCAACCACAGGAGAGAGCAAGAUACAGGAGGACCUUCAGGAAUCUGAAGACCCUGGGAAACCACAAGAGGAACCGGAGGAGGUGCUGGGGCCGGAUGAUGUCAUAUGUGACUCCUGCAUUGACCGGCCGUGUCGGGCCAAGAAGUCUUGUCUGACCUGCCUGGUGUCUUACUGCGAGUCUCACCUCAGACCACAUCUGGAGAACGUGAAGUUUCAGAGCCACAAGCUGGUGGAUCCGUUGAGAGACAUCGAGAGACUGACAUGUGAGAGUCAUGGCUGUCCUCUGGAGCUCUUCUGCUGUGCAGACACCUGCUGCGUGUGUCAGGACUGUAUGAUCGCUCAGCACCGCGGACACAACACACUUCCCAUCACUGAGGCGCGCAGGAAAAUAGAGAGGGAACUCAAGGAGAAACAGAUAGAUGUUUUAAAGACCAUCACUGCGGCUGACAACGCCAUCCACAAACUACAGCUCAACACUGUGACAAUAGAGGCAUCUGUGAAGGAGGUGCAGACAGUGAUCGAGGAGCAGUUUAAUGUUCUCCUGUCGGCUGUGGAACAGGCCAAGAGAGACGUGAACGAGAUUUUAGAUUUGGAACAACGUCAGGCUCUGCAACAGGCCGAAGGAAUCAGAGUUCACAUGGAACAGCGAUGUGCUGAACUGAAGAAAACUCAGAGUCAGAUCGAGAAAAUAACAAAAAACAAAAGUGCUAUUAGCUUCCUGCAGGAGUAUUCAGUUUGGAAGAAAGAAUCGACUGAUGUGUCUUUACCUGGUGUUUAUAUCAGCCUCAUGGAUCGUCUCCAGAUGUUCAGUCGUGUUGUAAAAGAGUCCACAAAAGCCACGUGUGAACAACUGCAGACGUUUUAUAAGAACAAACUUAAGAAAGAGGCAAAUGUGGGCAUAAAGACAACCGUUGAAACCAUUAGGGCUGCUAAAAAAAACCUGUCAAUCCCAGGCCCAAAGACCAGAGACGACUUCCUCAAAUACAGCACGCCUCUUAACUUGGAUGCAGACACGGUGCAUCAGUUCCUGCGUCUGACAGAAGAGAAAAGGAAGGUCACGAAUACGACGCCGUGGCAACAUGACUACCCUGACCUGCCAGAGCGCUUCGAGCACUUUCGUCAGGUGCUGACGGUGGAGAGCUUCUACAUGGGCAGGCAUUACUUCGAGGUGGAUUUGAGAGGGGAGGGCACUCACGUGGGCCUGACGUACAAGAGCAUCGACCGCAAGGGUUCUGAGAGCAACAGCUGCAUCACGGGAAACAACUUCUCCUGGUGUCUGCAGUGGAACGGCCGGAGCUUCUCCGCAUGGCACAGCGACGUGGAGACGCCUCUCAACGUUCCUAAAGCCACACGGAUCGGCGUGUACGUGGACUACUCUCUAGGCGUCCUGAUGUUCUACGACGUGGAGAACAGCAUGGCCCUCAUCUAUCAGUACAAGGCAGAGUUUCGAGAGCCUCUCUACCCUGCGUUCUGGCUUCCAAAAAAGGAGAACAGCGUGCUUCUGGUGGAACCAGGAGAACCGCUUACCCUGAAAACUCCUUCUCCUGUUUCUUCUCCAUAAAUUGCUUUUUCUUCUUGCUUCCAUGUCAUUUACACUCUAUAUCUGUCUUGGCUGGGUGGGACGCGAUAAAUAAUAAAUGUGAAUGUGAGACAUCCAGUUGUGUAAUACAUGGGUUAACAGGACAUACACGUUUCUGUUGUCUUUGUUUUCAACUUUUAAGUCUGUAUUUUAUGGAUUUCACUGUUAUAUUGUUACAUUUUGUACAUUGUACUUACACUGUGAGUUAAUAACUUUGUCGGCAUAAGAAACAUUACGUGUCACUGCAAAUAAAAGCUUAAACUGCUA